Molecule: messenger RNA, 873 nt
Organism: Megachile rotundata (alfalfa leafcutting bee)
Lineage: Eukaryota; Metazoa; Arthropoda; Insecta; Hymenoptera; Megachilidae
Source: RefSeq, a predicted model, not a curated record
AUGACUACUAUAUCGGAACGCACUGACGACAUGGAGAAGCCUAUUCAUGAAACGGAAGAUACGUCUGUUUCCGAAAGUGAGACGGAUUAUACUGAUGACACGGAGUCUGUUAAACUUUUGAGAAAACCUGAAGAUGCAAAGGGAGUUAAACGUUUUGAUAAACUUGACGAUGUGAAGAAACAUUCUGCUAAACCUGAUGAUGCGAAGAAACAUUCUGACAAACCUGAAGACGUUUCUAAACCUGUAGAAACGAUGGAUCUGAAAGAUAAGAAAGUGAGUGAAAAACCACAAGAAAAAAUUGAGAAGAAAGGAGAAAAGAGGGAGAGUGAAAAAUCGGAAGAAAAAAUUGAGAAGAAAGAAGAAAAGAGGGAGAGUGAAAAAUCGGAAGAAAAGAUCGAAGAGGAAGUUGCGAAAGAUGUGAAGGAAACGAAGACUAAAAAGAAGAAAAUUUCUGCUAAAGAACCUGUGAAAGAUGUGGAAAAGAAGGUUUCUCAGAAGGAAAUUGAGGUUCCUAUGGAUAUGGGUGCUUCCCCGAUAUAUGACCCACUAGCGGGGUUGGAGUUGUAUGGUGUUUCUUAUAAGUCGAAAAGAAAUCCUGUGCCUGUGAGACAGGCAGUAGAACAGAAAAUUGAAGAAAGUGAGGCAAUUGAGGAGACGCGUAAUACAAAUGAAAAUGAAUCGAGAAGAGAUGACACAAAUGAGGGGAAUCCGAAGAAAAAUGAGAAGAAUGAAAGAGAAUUGGGGAAGAAUGAUGGGAAUAAAGGAGAGUCGAAGAAUGAAGGGAAUGAGAGAGAGUUGAAGAAAAAUGACUCGAAGGAAAAUUCGAAGAAGAAUGACACUCUGACAAACCUGAAGACGUUUCUAAACCUGUAG